ACCGCAUGUCACACGCACACAAUUUUACAGAGACAGCUUGUUAUGUGGGCUCUGAACUGGGUGUUAUUUGAGGGUUUUUUAAUGGUAAAGUUUGUCCAAAUGUAACAAAAUAAUUCUUUUUCUAUGUUCUGGGAGAGAGAGAGGUGGGUUUUUGGGUAAUUCGACAAAGUGGUAAGGAGGAAAAAUACAAGAUUGCCCUUAAAACCAAACCAUAACUUACCUUGCAGUUAAAGAAUCUUAAUGUUUUUGUACAUCUUUGUUGUAAGGUUCAAUAGAUUCAUUAAAAGGUUGUAAUGCAUGUAGCCUAAGUGUGCCUCAAAAACGUCUCAUGUCAGUAUAUACCGGACAAACAAACAAUGAUUUCACAUUGUCAGUAAAAGCCUCUGCAGCAUAGUUUCAAGUUAAUCAGUAAAAACUUUUUAAGAAGGGGAACAAUAAGUGCGCUCUUACUGCACUCACACACUGUAAUACAUCUGCAUAUUUGGAUAUGAUAGGAUUGUUGAACGGAGCCAGAGACUUUCUGUUGACUUUACCAAGUGCUAAGACGUGAACACAUUCAUACAUUCAUACACUCUAAAAAUACACCCUCCAUACACACACACCUGCACAACAAAAUAACCGACUUCUGAGCUUCAACCUCAAAUAAAAAGAACAAUUUUCCAAGUGGAUAGUCCUGGACAACGCUGAGCUCAUCACUAGAAUAACUUACUUUCAGGUGUGUGCGUGAUGGAUCUCAGUCAGAGCAUGUUAUCUCACCUGAAGGCUUCCUGUUCUGUGUGCCAGAGGUUGAUGCUGCAGUCUUGUUUGACCGCAGCUAUUGGGACUUUGCAGAUCAUGGUAGGCGUGUUCAACAUUGGACUCGGUCCGGGGCGAACGAGCACAGUUCCUGGAGAUUUGGCCAGUUUGGGAGCGGCUUACUGGCUGGGUGCUGUGUUUAUUGUAACUGGAAUCAUGUCCAUUUUGGCCGGACGUUUCCCUUCUCGUGUCUUGGUGGGCUUCACUGUGUUCAUGAACAUUGCUGCAGCCAUCUUUGCCAUCACCGGCAUCGUGCUGUACGCCAUAGACCUGAGGGGCGCCUCCUUCCUCUGGAUGUGUGAUCGCAGAAAAAUCGCUGCUCAUCAUUUUCAUGAAGACAACUGCAGGAAUGUGGCGCUCCGUGCUCAGACUGUGCUGACGUCCAUGGACACCACGAUGAUCGUCCUGGCUGUGCUGCAGCUCCUUGUCAGCGUCGGACUUGCUUUUCUGGGCAUCAAGGCUUUGAUCGGCGAGAUGAAAAAAGAACAGGGGUGCACAGAUGCAGGAGAUCAGCUGCUGUUGAAGAAAGUCCUGCAGACCUUUCCUGGUGUUAAAGAUAAUUUCAUCUAAACAUGUCUGUGGAUCAGUUCAUUCUUUGUUAUACUUUUUCCUUAAAAAAAUAAAAUAAAGACUGCAAUGGA
Labrus mixtus (cuckoo wrasse) is the source of this 1436-nucleotide messenger RNA. RefSeq lists its product as uncharacterized. NCBI's taxonomy places the organism in Eukaryota, Metazoa, Chordata, Actinopteri, Labriformes, Labridae. The record is from RefSeq and is a predicted model, not a curated record. Bases 727 to 1365 code for a protein of 212 amino acids. Gene Ontology annotation, cellular component: membrane. The transcript is spliced from 6 exons.